AUGCGAAAGCCCGGUCGAAGAAAAACAGACAAACAGAUCUGGGACGGGAAUAUCCAAAGAGUUUUCCAUCUACGCCAAAUUCCAAUAACCCCUUCGCUGGUAUUACCAUGCAUUGGACACAAGCGUACUGGUAUUCAAGAAUGGCUAGGCAGCGUUGAGCAAGGCUCUUGCGUAAAGAGCUCUGCUAUUGGCAGCCCUAGCAAAUGGCCAGACUUUGAUGAGUCUUCAGGGGUGAAGUUUCCAGCGCCAGGAUCAGACACCAGGGUAUCCAUUGAUCUCAAGUCCGAAGAUCACGCGCCACACGAUGCUACACCAGGCUGCAGCCUUACCUGUAACACGCAUGCAAAUGCAGCAGGAAGUUCCCUUCUAUUGAGUUCCUCGAGUUGGCUCAAUCCAUUGUUGGGCCAUCCGCUAUAUUCUAUCAUCGUUCAGGCCUGGGCCAAAUUCUGGUCUGAAGACCCGGUGGACCAAGAUGGCUCAACUGGCAACACUCAACAGUCCGCCACUCCCGCGCCCUCAGGCUCUGCGUCUGAUAGUGGAUCUAGCAAGAGGCCAUCACAAGGCAGCAAGAGAAAAAGGAAAUCGGACGAGAAAGAUGGGACCGGAGACUCCAAAAGAACGAGACCUGAUUCCGAUAACGGCUCUCCAACGGGGGACAGCAAAAAUGUUCUUGCGUGCCAUUUCUACAAGAUGAAUCCUAGACAGCAUCUUGAGUGUUUGCAAAGGGGAUUUCAUAACAUCAGUGCCCUAGGGCAGCACCUUGGCAAACAACACAAGCUUGGUCCUAUUCAUUGUGGAAACUGUUGGACAUCGUUUACUAGCGAUGGAGAGCUUAGAGCGCAUUUGCCGUUGUGCAAGCCCACGGGAGGUAUUGCAGUGGAUCAUUUACCAGACGUCCCAAAAACACGGCAAGAUCCCUCUUGGAAGUGGUACUGGAUCUGGAGAAAAUUGUUUCCGAACUUUACGCCACCAGAUACGCCUUAUACUGAUGGUCCCGAGUAUCAAUUAAUUCAGCAAUUCGUCGACUUCUUCUCAGAUCGCUAUGCGCCAAACAUUGCAUCACAACUUGGAUCUGAACCGUCACUGACGAGUGUCGUCGAGGUUUUAAGAGCAGCAGCGCGAGAGUGGGCAUCUACGCCCGCCCAUACGUUGAAUUUUAGACCAUUGCCGACUCCACCAACAACCAUCUCUGAAGAUGAGACCCGCACUUCACCUGCAGCACUUCAAGGGCUUUCAGAAAACACGAACACAUAUGGCAAUUCCCAGCCGACAGAGUCGCUCGCCAAUGGAUCAGAUGAAGGCAUCGCUCCCUCAAUAUUGCUGGAUAAUGAGAACCUGCUCAACAUGGGCCACCGCCCAACGGAAAGCCUCGCCGAAGGUUUUCAGGUACCUACCGUUCGCACAGACGAGAUCAAUACAGCGAAUAACGCCACGACUUACACCGUCCUUGAUUCCAGGACGGGUAUGAUUGCCGCCAGGUCAGAAGAAGAGAAUACGAGUGCGUGGAGCCCAGAGCAAGCCUUCGUCGAGGAACCAUCAAAUGAAAUUCCUUCUGAGGAUUGGAUCUAUGCUGGCGGAUUGACAGAGGAAGAAGAUUGGAUGCAGGAAAUGAAUUACGAAAACCUUGGUCUUUUACCUCCUUCAUCUUCGAAGGACAUGGAUGAACCAGGGGAGCACCUUGAAGACUCUGACGAUGAGGACCAACCAUUGAUGUACUAG
Messenger RNA from Pestalotiopsis fici W106-1, 1719 nucleotides. RefSeq lists its product as uncharacterized. The coding region runs from base 1 to 1719 and encodes 572 amino acids. The record is from RefSeq and is a predicted model, not a curated record. Lineage: Eukaryota; Fungi; Ascomycota; Sordariomycetes; Amphisphaeriales; Sporocadaceae. The transcript has 2 exons.